CUAUACAUGAGAAUUCAAACCGACCCGGCAAAUAUCCGCCCGCCCAACCGCCUCCAAUAAAAGAAAGUACCAAAUUCACGAAGAAAAAGAAAACCUACCCUCGACCCGCCACCGUUACGUCACCGCCGCCAUGAGCAGCGCCAAAUCACGCAACUUCCGGCGCCGCGCCGAUGACGACGAAGAUCCGGACAACAGCAUCUCCGGCACCCCCUCAACCACGAACAAGCCCUCCGCUCCCACCAAGCCCAAAAAACCCACCCCUCGACCCGCCACGAAAACCCUACUCUCCUUCGCCGAUGACGAAGACGAAGAGUCGCCGUUUUCCCGCCCGCCGCCGUCCAAGUCGUCAGCGUCGUCCUCCUCUCGCCUCUCCAAGGCAUCGUCGGCGCACAAGCUCACAUCCUCCAAGGACCGAAGUGCACCGCACCCGCCGAUCUCUUCCGUCCCUUCCAAUGUCCAGCCACAGGCAGGAGUCUACACUAAAGAGGCCCUUCUGGAGCUUCAGAAGAACACCAAGACCCUAGGUGCACCCUCCCGCAAUAAGCCCAAGCCACCCGAGCCUGAGCCUGUAGUAGUCUUGAAGGGUUUGAUAAAACCUGUAAUCUCGACCGGCUUAGAUUAUGGGGCUACAGGAAAAACUCCGGAUUUGGGGGAGAACAAGAUGGACAUCGAUGAUAAUCGUAAAAGCUCCGUUGCUGUUCGAGAUGAUGCACAAUCCCUAUCAAAGAGCAUCAAAUUAGGGUCGGGUUUGCUUGAGGAUGAUGAAGAAAUGCCAGACCAGUCAAUGAUAGAGGCAAUAAAGGCAAAGAGAGAGAGGUUGAGGCAGGCCAAGGCUGCGGCUCCAGAUUUCAUAGCAUUAGAUGGAGGAAGCAAUCAUGGUGAGGCUGAAGGUUUGAGUGAUGAGGAGCCCGAAUUCCGAGGAAGGAUUGGCUUUUUUGGCGAGAAAGUUGGUGGCCAUGACAAGAAAGGUGUCUUUGAUGAUUUUGAGGAGAGGCCAGUUCAAAAGGAGAGGGGAAUUGAAGUGGCUAGCGAUGAAGAGGACGAGGAGGACAAAAUGUGGGAAGAAGAACAAGUGAGGAAAGGACUGGGAAAGAGGCUGGAUGAUGGUGUUGGAAAUCAAGGAGUGGGUGUUAGUGUUAAUGGUGUUAGUGGUAAUCUAGCGAGUUUGGGCUACGUGGGCGCAGGGAAUAGUAUGACGCAUAUUCCUGUGAAAAAUGUGGAUGGUAUAAGUCGUCACAGUACUGUUGGAGGGGCAGGUGUGGACAUGUUUGAUACUGAUGUGAUGUCGAUAUCUCAACAAGCAGAACUUGCUAAGAAAGCUCUGAGUGAAAACUUGAAGAGGGUUCGGGAAUCUCAUGGCCGAACUAUCAUGUCACUGGCAAAGACUGAAGAAAACCUCACUUCCUCGUUGCUGAAUAUUACUACCUUAGAGAAUUCGUUGUCCGCUGCCGGUGAGAAGUUCCUCUUUAUGCAAAAGCUUCGUGAGUUUGUUUCUGUUAUAUGUGAGUUUUUGCAGCAUAAAGCCCCUUUCAUUGAGGAACUUGAAGAACAAAUGCAGAAGCUGCAUGAAGAACGUGCAAGAGCAAUCACUGAGAGACGAGCGGCCGACAACAGUGAUGAGAUUUCCGAAAUCGAACAAGCCAUUAUUGCUGCACGGGCUGAACUCCGAAAAGGAGGAGACAACCCGGAAAAAUUGGCGGCAGCCAUUGCUGCUUCUCAAGCCUCAUCUGCCAAUGCAAUAACUGCCAAAAAUGCACCAGUUGAGCUUGACGAGUUUGGCCGAGAUGUAAAUCUUCAAAAGCGUAUGGAUAUCUCAAGAAGGGUGGAAUCUCGUACAAAACGGAGGGAAAAAGCCGAUUCCAAGAGGAAGCUGGCCAUGGAAAGAGAUAGUUCUUUUAAGCAAAUGGAAGGGGAAUUGAGCACUGACGAAAGUGAUAGCGAGAGCACGGCUUACGAGUCGACCCACAGUCAACUGCUAGAGGUUGCCGAGAAAAUUUUCAGUGAUGCGGCUGAGGAGUUUUCUCAAUUUUCAAUUGUGGUGGAAAGGUUCGACCGGUGGAAGAAAGACUAUGCCUUGAGCUAUCGUGAAGCAUAUAUGUCCUUGAGCGUGCCCGCCAUUUUCUCGCCCUAUGUCAGGUUGGAGCUUCUGAAGUGGGACCCACUUCAUGAGGAUGCCGAUUUUAUAGAUAUGAAAUGGCACUCUUUGCUAUUCAAUUAUGGGCGUCCAGAGGAUGAAAACAAAAGCAGUGAAGCCGACACGGGUGAUGAUGCUGAUGCGAAUAUAAUUCCUGAAUUGGUCGAAAAACUUGCGAUUCCUAUUCUACACCACCAGUUAGCUUAUUGUUGGGACAUCCUUAGUACCCGUGAAACAAAAUUUGCUGUUUCUGCUAUAAACUUGGUCAUUGGAUAUGUGGAUCUCUCCAGCUCAGGCCUUGGGGAGUUGGUGAAUGUGCUUCGUGAUCGUCUCACUAAGGCAGUGGCCGAUUUAAUUGUACCCACGUGGAGCCCACUUGAAAUGAAAGCCGUGCCUAAUGCAGCACGAGUGGCGGCUUAUAGGUUUGGGGUGUCUGUUCGUCUCUUGAGGAACAUAUGCCUAUGGAAUAAAAUUCUUGCUAUGCCCGUCUUGGAAAAAAUUGCCAUUGAUGAGCUUUUGAGUGGCAAGGUUCUUCCUCAUCUUUUCAGCAUACAGUCAAACGUCCAUGAUGCGGUUUUAAGAGCGGAGAGGGUUAUUGCAUCGUUAUAUGGUGUCUGGACAGGUCCGAAUGUUACAGGGGAUCAGAGUCGAAAGUUGCAGCCUUUGGUUGACUACCUUCUGUUGAUUGGGAAGACACUGAAGAAAAGGCACCUCUCUGCAGCCAUGGAAACUGAAACUGGCAAACUUGUGAGACGACUAAAGAAGAUGCUUGUGGACCUGAACGAGUACGACCAUGCAAGAACCUUAUCGAGAACUUUUAAUCUCAAGGAGGCCCUCUGAUGUUUUUUCUCCUUUUGCAUAUGGGUUUUUUUUUUUUGAGAGUGAACGUUUUCUUGAAAAGCUUGAGUUUUCGGUUCUUCGGUGCAAUUCCUGAGUAGUUGGUGUUUUCAUCCGAGCGAAUUUUGAGAUAUGUAUGCUUUCCCUUGUGCUGCUGUAGUUGAGUAACUUAGAAAUAUAUUGUGAUACAUAUUGUUAUUUCAUGUGAACAAAAUUGUCUAAGAAGCUAACCUUGCAUUUGUUUAUAUUGCAAGUGAUCACUGUAACUUGUUUUCUUGCUUAGUCUGUUGUUUUUAUUGCAAGUGAUCAUUUUGGUCCAAA
Striga asiatica is the source of this 3292-nucleotide messenger RNA. Lineage: Eukaryota; Viridiplantae; Streptophyta; Magnoliopsida; Lamiales; Orobanchaceae. The record is from the annotation of a GenBank genome assembly.